UCGGUGCCGUAACAGUCGGACCGGGUGCAUAAAUCAUCUGCACAGGUUCGUGUUAAAGGUAGGUGACGACGCCGGCAGGCCACCCCGUCAAUAAAAUGCAAAGACGGAGAAAUAAAGUUAAAGAUAAGCCGCCCCCGCAUCCACACCGAGAGUACUUGGACGCCGAGUUCAGCGAUGAAGAGGAAAGGCGCGAUGAGGAAGAUGAACAGAUGGAACUGAUAUAUACAACGGAUGAGCUAAAUGAAUUGAUUAAGUGCGUCAAGGAAAUGACGACUCUGAGCGGAUUGACGGAUAGCGAUUGGACGCAGAAAUGCGACAUGGAUGUUCACAGAUUCUUCGUCGAUCCGAGCGUUCCGCUUCUCUGCAUCUAUCAUGUGAACGGCAUCCUAACCACAGAAUUUUCAUUUCCUACGUUGCCGGUGCACGAGCUAACCUACUUCGUGAGACAGUCCGACGAGAUUCUCCACCCGAAGAACUUUCGCGAGCGCAUUCUCUUCGGGUCGGUGAACAACAAGGUGGAGAGCCACAUACUGAGCGUCAUCCAGAACGUGCUCGCGCCGAUCUUUUUCACGAUCGAGACCUGGCCUGACACGGACUUCCACACCAAACUGGACACCUUCCUGUGCAAUUUAACGGACCUCACGUACAAAAUGCUGGGCUUAACCGUGAUAUAUGUACCUCUGGAGACCAGAGAGUUCGCCGCGAAGGAGGCGGUUACCGAUAAAGAGCUAGUGAAGAGGCUGGAGAACAUAGUAGCCUACUGGAAUACUCAAAUCAAAAUAGCUCUGUCCGACCAGGAGCAGGUGACUUCGCGCGAGUUACUCUCUCUCGACGAUGAAUAUGACUUCUGGACUUAUCGAUAUGACAAUCUUUCUGGUUUAGAGUAUCAACUGCAGAACAAUACAGUGGAUUUUAUACUUGAAACAUUACUAACUGCGCAGUCCACUUACGUUCGUCAAUUCGUGAUGCUUAAAAACGAGAUCGAGCACGGUACAGUCGAAGCGCAAUCCAACAUUCAGUACCUGAGCAUUCUGAAAGACACUAGCGACGAGCUGAAAGCUUGCACGAAUCCCGCAAACCUGGCUCAAUAUCUGCCAAAAAUGAUGCAUCUCAUCAGAACGAUCUGGCUGAACUCUCCUUACUAUAAUACUUCCGAGAGAAUGAGCAAUCUCUUUAGCGCACUCAGCAACGAGAUCAUUGUCAAGUGCAAAGACUUCGUCGAUUUGGCAGAUGUAUUUCGAGGGAAGACCAGAAAAAGUAUAAAAAUUCUAAAGGAGUGCAUCGAGUUGUGCGAAAAUUACAAGACCAUGUAUUAUCAAAUCGCGAGCGCUCACAUCAAUUUCACGCGCCACCCUUGGGACCUAGAUUCGGAGAGUAUAUUUCGUUACAUCGACAUUUUCAUCGGCAGGUGUCAGAAUAUGAUCGAGAUUUGUCAAGCGAUGAUUGAUUUUGCCAGGCUAGACGAAACUAUGGAAAUUGUGUGUCCCAAAUUUGGCGGGACGCAAGGCGAAGAGUUCGAAAGAGUGUGCCAAAAGAUCGAGAGACUCUUGUACGAGGCUUUGGAUAAAAUCGAGGAAAACUCCGACAAGAUCUUCGCUGUUCGCGAUCCCGCGUGGAAUGACGACAUGAAUACAUUUCACGUCGAAAUGAGGGACUUGGAGAUAAUGAUCGAAAACUUGAUAACCACCGUGUUCAUAAACGUUAAAACCGUUCAAGAGGGAAUUGAAAAUUUACGAAGCUUCUACAAUUAUCUGAACCGCGAGAAUCUAAAAUCAGUGUUCGAAAGCAAGACCAGCAGCGUGUGGCAAAUCUUCGCCGACGAUAUUCAACGGACAAAGCAGGAGGUUCUGACCGGGAGAGAAGAAUAUCCCUCGAUCACUUCGUAUUACGCUGGCAGAGCGUUGAAUCUACGUUUGAAGGGCGAUCGGCUGCUAUCGACGCGUAAGAUGCUGGAAGAGGCCGCGUGGAUGCCGUACUGCGGCAUGAGCGAGGAGAUCUAUCAUCAAAAGGACAUCGUGAUCAGAUCCAUCGAGGACUCCAUGAAGGAUCUCCACGCGAAUUGGCUGUACGACGUUGGUGAAAACCCGCGCGCGCGACUCGACCGUUUCCUGAUACGCCGUAGCGAUAGCAAAUCCGGUCUGCUCGAGUGCAAUAUCGACCCUAAUAUCCUGAAUCUCUGCCGCGAGUCUUCCUAUUGGAUCGGUCUGCGAUUCACCAUUCCCGUGCAUAUACAACUGAUAUACGACAAGUGGGAUACGCUGCAUUUUACGUAUGAAAAUGUUCUUGCCGUCACGCGGACAUACAAUCAAAUCAUCGAAGCAUUGUCGCCGACGGAACGUGAACUGUUUCGCGAAUUAAUUCGGCUGCUCGACCGAAAGAUCAAUCCCGGCUUAACCAAGCUGACGUGGAACAUGGAUUACGUGGACUCGUACAUCGAGAAUUGUUUCAACGAAACGGCCAAUUUUCAGGAAUUUAUCGACACUUACAAAAGGUCGAACUCCAAGAUCAUAAGAAUCUCCGAGAACAUCUGCGACAUUUCCAUGAUCAAGAUAAGAGUUAAUCACACGUACACGCUACCCGAAUUGGUGCAGGAACUUUUGCACGUGAGAAACGAAGCAUUUGAGAUUAUGAAUAAAAAACUUGACAUUAUAGUUUUCCACGUCAUAGAGAUCUACAGCGGUUUCCAGCACGUGAUUGAAGAGAGCCGAGCAGAAUGGAAAGAUUAUUUAAUAAAGAUUGACAAAGUAAUCGAGAAAGCCAUCAGAUUGUGUCUGAAAAGUUCUUUAACCAUCAUGUUCGAAGCUCUUCAUGGUAGCGGCACGACAGGACCUUCGCCUCUUCUAUUAGUGCAAGCGGAUAUUAUCGAUAACAAAAUAAACUUUGCGCCAAGUCUCUUGAAAAUAGCUAAAAUGAUAGCAAAUAUCUUGAAUAUUUUAUUGGAACCUUUGAUAGACGUGCCACGAUUAAUUAGAAAGUUUAAAAUGCAUCAAGAUAAAGCUGUUCUUCCCUUUUUGAGAAUAUUCAAAGAGGACAAUGAACUGAUUCAACUUCAACAAAAACUCAACGAAGAAGUAAAUUAUUGCUUCGCUCAGGUGCAAAAUUAUAUUAAAACGUGGGAAUCUUACAAAGACAUAUGGGAAGUGAACAAAGAUUUGUAUAUGCACAGAUAUGAAAAAUUGAAACCAACAGCGGCAUCUUUCGACGCAGAUAUAACGAGAUAUCUCAAUGUGAUAAAUAGCGUCCAGCUGCAGGAAGCAAUGACGACAGUGCAUUUCCUCGAUAUAAAUUCUGAUGGAUUGAAAGCCACCAUCAUCGAACAUUGUUCAAUCUGGCAACAGAAAUUCACCACACUUUUGUUACGCAUAACCAAUGCAAUGGUUGACCACGUUUAUCACUACAUCGCUGAAAAUUCUACAGAAAUAACGAAGGAACCGACGGAUCUCAUCAGCAUGCAAUCCGCGCUGCAAUUGUUCGAGAGGCUCACCGCCGAGAUUCCGAAAGAGGAGGAAGAGUUUCCCAAGAUCCAAGAGCAGUACCAAACUUUGGGAAAGCACGAGGUACCAAUGACUUUCGAAUUCAGGAGAAAAUUAAAAGACAUCGACCGUUCUUGGGCGGCUUAUUUGGAAUUACUUGCCUCAUGUCAAGUCACAUUGCACGAAAAGAAGGACGAAUUUAAGCAGAUCGUACUAACUGACGCAUCAAAAUAUGAGCAGGAUGUAUCCUUUUUGGUGAGCAGAUUUAACGACACCGGACCCUUCACGUCCGACUGGAAUUCAAAUGACGCUUUAAAGUGGCUGGCCGUCUUUUGGACAGAGAUUUACACUCUUCGGGACAGAGAGAGGAUGUUGAGAUCGCAGCUGACAAAUUUCGGCAUAAGUUACCCGGCCUUGUUGCAACUUGCACAGCUUGAAAAAGAUGUAGCCGUGAUCGAAUUGGUGUGGCAAUUGACGGGCGAAUGGAACGACGCCUGGGAGCGCUAUAAAACUAGAAAUUUCUGGACGAUAGAAAUCGAAGAGAUGGACGUAACCGCUAAUCUCCUCCUGCGGAAACUCACGAAACUCUGCAGGGAGCUCAAAGAAAAGAAUUGGGAGAUCGUCGAGAAUACCAGAUCGAGAAUUGAUAAGUUUCGACGAACAUUACCGCUGACAACAGAACUAAAAAAUCUGGCAAUGAGACCGAGACAUUGGAAGCAGGUGAAAAUCGUGAUCGAUCAAGACUUCGAUGAGACAUCAGAGGAGUUCACUCUGGAUGCAAUUGCCAAAAUGCAAAUGCAAAAUUUCACGGAGCAGAUCAGCGAGAUCUCUUACGCAGCCACAAUGGAGCUCGGGAUUGAAGUUGGACUCCAACGUAUUAAAGAGACUUGGGAAGCGAUGCCACUCGCGAUGAUUCCGUACAAAGAUAAAGGCAUAUUUAGAUUGAAAGCUGUGGACAGCAUCAUUGAAACUUUGGAGGAUCAUCAGGUGCAGCUUUCAUCCAUGAAAGCGACAAGGUUCGUUGAACCGUUCGCCCAGGAAGUCGACUACUGGGAGCGCGCUUUGUCUACAGUUGGCGAAGUUUUGGAAAUAUUGUUGCUUGUGCAGAAGGAGUACAUGUAUCUGGACAAUAUAUUUACCACAGAAGACAUCAGAAAACAACUCCCGAAGGAGACGGACGAUUAUGACAGGAUUACGGCGGAGCUGGCCGAGCUUACGUCAAGGAUGGCUUCUCUGGGAUUGGUAUUGCAAGCCACUCAUACUCCGUCUGGCUUGCUGGAAGUCCUGAACAAACUCAAUGACAAGUUGGAGGCGUUGCAGCAGGCGCUCGAACAAUACCUGGAGACCAAGAGGCGCAUAUUUCCCAGGCUGUACUUCGUCUCAAACGAUGAUCUGUUGGAGAUCCUGGCUCAUUCCAGGCGACCGGAUCUCGUGCAAGUGCACAUCAGAAAGCUCUUCGCAAGCAUCAAGUCGUUGAAGCUCAGCAAGUCGAUUACCGGCAAAUAUUUGGCCGACGGCAUGCACUCCAUCGACGAAGAGUACGUCGAGUUCACAGAGCCAGUUAUCUUGGAGGGUCAAGUCGAACAUUGGCUGCGCGAUGUCGAGACCGCGAUGAGGGCGACCUUGCGCGAAGUGUUGAGGCAGUGUCGGACAGCGCUGCGAAAAAUGCUCACAAAACGCGACAGGUGGGUGAAAGAGUGGCCGGGCCAGCCGGACAUUACGUCCACUCAAAUUCAAUGGACGAGCGACUGCACGCGGGCCUUGCAGCACUGCAAGAUGGCGAACUCGAAGAAGCCGUUGAGAAAGCUAAGGAAGAAGCAGAAUCAGGCGUUGGACAAAUACUCGGAAGCUAUACGGAGCAGUCUGAGUAAGCUAGAUCGAUUAAAGUUCAAGGCCAUCGUCAUCAUCGAGAUACACGCGAGAGAUGUGAUCGAGAAGAUGUACAGGACGAACUGCAAAGACGUGUCCGCUUUCGAGUGGCUUUCGCAAUUAAGAUUUUACUGGGAAACGGACGUCGACGAUUGUGUUGUCCGGCAGACGAAUACUCGCUUCGUGUACGGCCACGAGUACCUGGGCAACACCGGAAGACUGGUAAUAACUCCGCUAACGGAUCGAUGUUAUAUCACGUUAACAACCGCUCUACAUUUAUACCGUGGCGGAAGCCCGAAAGGACCCGCGGGUACCGGAAAAACUGAAACGGUCAAAGACUUAGGAAAAGCGCUCGGCUUCAACGUAAUCGUGCAAAAUUGCUCGGAAGGAUUGGACUACAAAAGUAUGGGCAAAUUAUUUUCUGGACUGGCGCAGUCCGGCGCCUGGGGAUGCUUCGACGAAUUCAAUCGGAUUAAUGUCGAAGUGUUAUCAGUAGUGGCGCAACAGAUACUAUCGAUAUUGACUGCUCUUGCCCAGAGACUUACGAGAUUCAUUUUCGACGGCACGGAUAUAGUUCUGGUACACACCUGCGGCAUCUUCAUCACAAUGAAUCCUGGUUACGCCGGACGUACCGAACUUCCAGACAAUUUAAAGUCCAUGUUCCGGCCAAUCUCGAUGAUGGUUCCGGACAGUAACAUGAUCGCUGAAAUCACCCUUUUUGGCGAAGGAUUUCAAAAUACACGCUUAUUAGCCAAAAAGAUUUUUACUUUAUACUUCCUCGCUCAGCAGCAGCUUAGUAAGCAAUAUCAUUAUGACUUCGGCUUGCGAGGUAUUGUAACGGUGAUUCGAUAUGCCGGAAAAAAGAGAAGGCAACAUCUCAAUUUGUCCGACGACGAGAUAAUUAUUCUCGCCAUGAGAAAUAUGAACAUUGCCAAGCUCAUUUCGGAUGAUCUGCUGCUAUUUCUCGGUAUUAUCACCGAUCUUUUCCCCAAAGUAGACAUACCGACCGUGGAUUACGAGGAAAUUAUCAGUCAUAUAACUACCGAAGCAAUCAAGUUAAAGCUGCAGCCAAUCCCCAUGAUAGUGACGAAAGUCAUCGAGCUGUACGAGACGAAGGGCUCGCGUCACUCAACGAUGAUCGUCGGCGCGUCGAAUACAGCGAAAUCCGCGACGUGGAAGAUUUUGCAGAACACGAUGACGACAAUGAAGAGCGAUGGAAAGCCGGGCUUUAACGCCGUUCACGUACAUCCCAUUAAUCCUAAGGCACUGAGUCUUGGUGAACUCUACGGCGAGUACAAUCUUUCUACCGGGGAAUGGCUCGACGGGGUGAUAUCGUCCAUCAUGCGGAAAACUUGUUCCGAGGAUACCGCCGACGAAAAGUGGAUCCUCUUUGACGGACCCGUGGACGCUGAUUGGAUUGAGAACAUGAACAGUGUCAUGGACGACAACAAGGUACUGACGCUGAUCAACAACGACCGUAUCGUGAUGCCCGAUCAAGUGUCGUUGCUCUUCGAGGUGGAGAAUUUAGCCGCCGCUUCUCCCGCGACGGUCUCCCGAGCGGGCAUGGUCUACAACGAUUACAAAACCCUCGGCUGGAGACCGUACGUCGAUUCGUGGCUGCAGAAAUACAACGCGCAACCGGAGUUCGUGAAAGAGAUGAAUCAGCUAUUCGAGAGCCACGUUAACGUCACGCUGGAAUUUAAGCGGAGAAAUUGCGAGGAACUCGUGCCGAUUCUCGAAUUAAAUGCAGUUCAAUCGCUCUGCAAACUCCUCCAAGUUCUCGCAACGCCACAAAACGGCGUGGAAUUGGGCGAAGAUCGCGACGCCUUCGCCGUUAUAUGCAGACUGUGGUUUUUCUUCUGCCUGAUAUGGUCGUUAUGCAUCACCGUCAAUGAGGAAGGUCGUCAAAAGAUGGAUAAUUUUAUAAGGGAGAUCGAGAGCUUCUUCCCGCUGCGAGACACCGUCUACGAGUAUUACGUGGACACGCGCGUACGGACAUUUAUCUCGUGGGAGGAAAAACUAUCUCCCGGGUGGAAAUUUCAAUCCACCCUACCGUUCUACAAGAUAAUAGUUCCCACCGUGGACACAAUACGGUACGAUUACGUCGUAAGUUCCCUUCUGUCGAACGGUUUUCCGGUGCUCGUAGUAGGUCCGGUGGGCACAGGAAAAACGUCCACCGUCCAGUCGGCGCUCGAAUCCCUUGGCGACACGAAAUAUUCCGUUCUGCUUGUAAACAUGUCGGCACAAACUACCUCCAAUAACGUACAAGUGAGGCAUAUACUGUCUGGAUAAUAGUUUUAAAUAUUUAAUGAACGUUUUAUACUAUUGGCCUUUCCUCGGUCUUAGGAUGCGAUAGAGAGCAGGCUGGAGAAACGAACGAAAGCGAUUUACAUUCCCACCGCGGGUAAGUCUCUGAUCGCGUUCAUGGACGACUUUAAUAUGCCGAUGAAGGAAAAGUACGGAUCGCAACCACCAUUAGAGCUGAUUCGACAGUGGAUCGAUUACGGAUUCUGGUAUAAUCGCAAGAAGCAAACAAAAAAAUAUAUCGAGAAGGUGCAAUUGAUAGCGGCGAUGGGGCCACCAGGUGGAGGUCGCAACGUCAUCACGAAUCGAUUGCUCACAAAGUUCAACGUCAUUAACAUGACUUUUCCAAGCGAGAAACAGAUUAUCAGGAUUUACAGCACGAUGCUGAAUCAACAGCUUUCCGAAUUUCACAGUGAAGUAACGGGAAUAUCAAAUGACAUAACAUACGCGACGAUCGAUCUAUAUAAUAACGUGGUUCAAAAGAUGCUUCCUACUCCAAUGAAGAUGCACUACUUAUUUAACCUGAGAGACAUCUCAAAGGUCUUCCAAGGGCUGCUGCGCAGCCACAAGGACUAUCAGUAUUCGAGACAGACUUUCCUGCGAUUGUGGGUUCACGAGAGUUUCCGAGUUUUCUGCGAUCGGCUUAUUGACGAGAAGGACAGGGAAUGGUUCGUGACUCAGCUGAACGAUCAGCUCGGGAAGUACUUCGAGUUGACCUUCCAUAACGUCUGUCCAGAGAAGAGAUGCCCCGUUUUUGGUAAUUUUAUGAACGCCUGGAACAUAUACGAAGACCUUCCGGACAUCGGCGCCGUGAGGCGUCACGUGGAAGAACAGAUGGAUGAGUAUAAUGCUUCUCCUGGCGUGGUGCAUCUCGAUCUUACGCUGUUUCGAGAUGCGAUCGAACAUAUAUGUCGCAUCGUGCGUGUAAUAUCACAGCCACAAGGUAAUGUCCUUCUGAUCGGAAUUGGUGGUAGUGGCAGACAAUCGCUUUCGCGUAUUGCCAGUUACAUGUGCGAUCUGUCCACCUAUCAAAUCGCCAUUACGACGCACUAUAGAGUACAGGAAUUUCGCGAGGAUCUCAAGACGCUGUACUCGAUAGUCGGGGUAGAGAACAAACCGACCAGUUUCCUCUUCAAUGACACCCAAGUAGUGGAGGAGCAGUUUCUGGAGAUCGUCAACAAUAUGCUGAGCACUGGCGAAGUGGCUAAUCUCUACAAGAGCGACGAAAUGGAGGAUGUUAAAGAUAAACUAUCAAAGGAAGUAACAAAGGUUGGAAAGAUACCAACGAUCGAGACGGUGUAUUCGUUUCUGAUCGAAAGAGCGCGCGCCAAUAUGCAUUUGAUUCUGUGCAUGAGUCCGAUCGGCGAUGCCUUCAGAAACAGAUUACGGCAGUACCCGGCCCUGAUCAAUUGCACGACCAUCGAUUGGUUCCUCGAAUGGCCGAGAGAAGCUCUUCUCGAAGUUGGCAACAAGUUCCUCAUGAAUCUCAAUCUGACGCUCACUAUCACCGGCGAAAAUAAAGUGGAACCACGGCAAUCCGCGACGGCUAUUCCACAGCCACCGUUGCAGGACCGAAUGCGCGAUGGAAUUGCAGCAUCAUUCUCUUUGAUCCACGACACGGUGUCGCAGUUCUCUCGCAGAAUGGCUGCUGAAAUGAAGCGUUACAAUUACGUGACUCCCGUGAAUUUUAUCGAACUAGUAGUCGGUUAUAAAGAUAUGUUGGUGGAAAAACGGCAAGAUUUAGCAGAUCAAGCGAACAAACUCCGAGGCGGUCUUUCGAAGAUCGACGAUACUCGGGUGAAAGUUAAAGAAAUGGCCGCGGAGCUCGAAGUCACUCAGCAGCAAGUUCAUAAAUCUACGAGAGAGUGCGAAGAAUUCCUCGUAACGAUAGCAAACCAACGUCGUGACGCCGACGAGACGCAAAAAUUGGUCACUCUCAGAUCGCAGCGUAUCGUCCAAGAGCAAAAGGAGUGCAAGAGACUCGAGGAGAUUGCGCGAGCUGAUUUGGCGACCGUAGAACCCGCUUUAAACGAGGCCAUCAAGGCGUUAGAGGCUUUGAGUAAGAAAGACUUGGCCGAAAUAAAGUCGUUCGCUCGUCCACCGCCGAAAGUCGAGAUGGUGAUGGAGGCAGUGAUGAUUCUGAAAAACUCGGAACCGACAUGGACGGAAGCGAAGCGUCAACUUAGCGACGUGAACUUUAUUAAUACUCUUCGGGACUUCGACAAAGAUCAUAUAUCCGACAAAGUUCUACGAACAAUAGCCAAGUACACAUCCAAUCCCGAAUUUGAUCCCGCAAAGGUCGGCGUGGUAUCCGUCGCGGCUAAAUCUCUUUGCAUGUGGGUGAUAGCUAUGGAACAAUACGGCAAACUGUAUAGAAUCGUGGCACCAAAACGAGAAAAACUGCAAACCGCCUUAGAUUCACUGAGGCAGAAGGAAAUGGCCUUAAAGGAGGCAAUGCAGCAGCUGCGGAACUUACACCAGCAACUCGACAGAUUACAGCGAAUGUACGACGCGAAGAUGAAAGAAAAGGAGGAUUUGAUUAGGCUGGCGAGUAUAUCCGUGUUUCUUGCGCUUUAGAACGCCGGAAAUGACCUCACUGAAUUAUUAAAGUUGAAACUGGAGCGCGCGGCGUUGCUGGUUGACAGCCUUUCUGAAGAACGAAUUCUAUGGGAAAAUACAGUGGCGUCGUUAACCGAGUUUUUCGAGUGGUUGCCGGGUGAUUGCUUGAUAUCUAUCGGGAUCGUGUCGUACCUCGGUCCGUUUGUGUCCAACUACAGGCAGGAGUUAAUAAGUAUUUGGUCCAAAGAGGUGCGAGAUAGAGAGAUACCAAUGUCGCCAAAUCUGAACAUAAAGGAGUUUCUCGCUGAUCCGACUACAAUUAGGGAAUGGAAUAUUCAGGGAUUACCCUCAGACGAGUUCAGCACAGAAAACGGUAUUAUAGUGACGCGGGGAACGCGCUGGCCUCUCGUAAUCGAUCCGCAAUGCCAGGCGGUGAAGUGGAUAAAAAAUAUGGAAGCAAAACACUCGCUGAAAGUAAUCGACUUUGGUCAAGCGGACUUUAUGAGAGUCCUGGAACGAGCGAUUCAGUUCGGGUAUCCGGUGCUGCUCGAAAAUAUUGGAGAGACCCUCGAUCCGGGCUUGAAUCCGAUUCUCCAAAAGGCUUUCAUUAAAUCAGGCGAUGACACAAUGAUUAAAUUUAACGAUAAAAUCAUCACGUACAAUAAGCACUUCAAGCUAUUUAUGACUACAAAACUUUCAAAUCCCCACUAUGCCCCAGAGAUAUCAACUAAAACGACGUUAUGCAACUUUGCCAUUAAAGAAGAAGGACUCGAAGCUCAGCUCCUCGGAAUCGUGGUCAGAAAAGAAAAGCCGCAGCUCGAGGAACAGAAAGACAAUCUCGUUCUCACAAUUGCGUUCGAUAAAAAGACCCUCAAAGAACUGGAGCAUAGAAUACUUCAUCUGCUAAGCGUGGCGGGAGAAACUCUUUUAGACGAUCUAGACUUGCUGAAUACGUUAAAAACAUCAAAGACCACAUCCACCUCCAUCCAAGAGUCUUUAACUGUUUCCGAAGAGACGGAAAAAGAGAUCGAUUUAGUGAGAGAAGAAUAUCGGCCGUGCUCGAAGCGCGCUUCGAUACUUUUUUUUGUCUUGAAUGAUAUGAGCGUUAUCGAUCCCAUGUAUCAGUUUUCCCUUGAUGCGUACAACACGUUGUUCAUGCUGUCCAUUGACAAGAGUCCGAAGAAAGUGUCAUUGUCCGAGAGGAUCGAUAGCUUGAAUGAUUAUCAUACAUACGCGGUUUACAGAAACACAUGCCGAGGUCUGUUCGAGCAGCACAAGCUACUCUUCUCUUUUCACAUGUGCGUCAAGAUAUUGGAUGCGCAGAGUAAGAUCAUCCCAGGAGAAUACGCGUUCCUGCUUCGCGGCGGAAUCGUGCUGGACCGAGAAAAUCAGCCGGACAAACCCGUGUCGUGGCUGCCGGAUGAAACUUGGGACAACGUCACGGAACUCGACAAGCUGCCCGGAUUUCACGGACUCGUUUCUUCUUUUGAGCAGCUCCCGCGAGAUUGGCACAAUUGGUACAUCAGCACGGAACCGGAAGCCGUGCCACUAGUCGGCGAGUGGGAUGAAGGCUGCACUGAGUUUCAGAAAAUGUUAUUCAUCCGCAGCUGUCGGCCUGACAGAAUAUCUUUCUGCAUCACGAGCUAUAUCGUGCGCAAUCUCAGUCAGAGUUUCGUCGAACCUCCUGUGCUUGACCUGAAAGCGGUGUUGGAUGAUUCCGUGGCGCAGACACCGCUGAUAUUCGUUCUUUCACCUGGUGCGGAUCCUGCAAGUGCACUCGUACAAUUAGCUGAGAGUCAAGACAUGUCUGUUCAGUUUAUGAUGUUAUCACUAGGCCAAGGACAGGCGUCUAUCGCUACAAGCAUGAUAGCUACCGGUGCCAAAGAAGGAUCUUGGGUGUUUCUUGCGAAUUGCCAUCUCUCGCUCAGUUGGAUGCCCAAGCUCGAUAAGAUCGUGGAAACGCUCGCUUCUAGCCAAACUUUACAUCCAAGAUUUAGAUUGUGGCUCAGUUCGAAUCCGACUCCACAGUUUCCCAUAUCGAUUCUCCAAGCCGGGAUAAAAAUGACUACCGAGCCGCCAAAAGGAUUAAAAGCGAACAUGAAGCGUCUUUACGGUUUAAUCACUGAAACGCAGUUUGACUUGUGCCAGGAGAAGUCUAAAUAUAAAAAGCUGCUGUUUUCGCUGGUCUUUUUUCACUCUAUUCUUUUAGAACGGAAGAAAUUCCAGCAACUCGGGUGGAACGUUAUCUACAGCUUUAACGAUUCUGAUUUCGAGGUUUCCGAGAAUCUGUUGCAAGUUUACCUGGAUGAAUAUCCAGUCACGCCGUGGGAAUCUUUGAAAUAUCUCAUAGCAGGUGUUUGUUAUGGUGGUCAUGUGACCGACGAUUGGGACCGCCGGUUGUUGAUGACAUACGUCCAGCAAUAUUUCACCGAAGACGUUCUAGCUGUUUCCCAUUACCGUUUGUCAUCAUUACCCACCUAUUACGUGCCUCGCGACGGCUCCUUGGAGUCCUAUCGCGAUUUUAUCUCGAUGCUGCCGAAUGUCGAUCGGCCGGAAGUGUUCGGUCAGCACGCGAACGCGGAUAUUGCUUCUCUGAUAACAGAAAAUCGAAACAUGUUUGAGACUUUGAUGAGUCUCGAAGUGCAAAAGAUCAGCGAAAUAGACGAGGGCAAAGAAGACAGAGUAAUGCAACUCGCCAACGAUAUUCUUUCGAAAAUACCGGAGAGUAUCGAUUACGAGAGAACGGAGAAAUUGAUCGGACCGAAUAAGACGCCGCUAGACGUCGUGCUGCUUCAAGAGAUAGAACGAUACAACGCGCUGCUGGCAAAAACUCGCGACAGUCUUGAGGAUCUGCGACGCGGUAUCACGGGGCUGAUGCUGAUGUCGCCGGAGCUGGAAGAAAUCUUCGCGUUUAUCUACGAGGGACGAGUGCCGCCUCUGUGGCUGACCGCGUAUCCGUCUUUGAAACUGCUCGGCGCUUGGACGAGGGAUCUAAUCAAUCGAGUCGAGCACUUCGCCAAUUGGGCUCAAACCACUCAUCCGCCAUUGCUCUUCUGGCUAGCUGCGUAUACAUUUCCGACCGGAUUCCUUACUGCGGUACUACAAACUUCGGCAAGACUCUGGAACGUACCUAUCGAUUCGUUGUCGUGGGAGUUUACUGUCUUCUCAACGGACGAAUCUGCCAUAAUCGAGCCGCCCAUGGAUGGCGUUUAUGUGCGUUCUAUUUUUCUGGAGGGCGCUGGCUGGGAUAAAGAGAACAGCAUACUCAUCGAGCCCGCACUUAUGCAACUUAUAUGCAACAUGCCGAUUAUACAUUUUCAACCCGUCGAGCAAGUCAGAAAGAAAGCCAAAGAGCUUUACACCUGUCCCUGUUAUUAUUAUCCUCAGAGAAGCGGCGAUCAAACUAGGUCCUCGUUUGUGGUCACAGUGGAUCUCAAAUCUGGUCCACAAGGUCCCGAUUUUUGGGUGAAACGAGGCACUGCGCUUUUGCUUAGCUUGUCUGUAUAAGCUUUCCUUUGUAUUCACUAUGUGUGUUUCAUGUUAUAAUUUGCAAUACCACACUUGAA
This is a messenger RNA of Pseudomyrmex gracilis, 13771 nucleotides long. It is a transcript of the gene kl-2, whose product is annotated as dynein heavy chain 2, axonemal. Gene Ontology annotation, cellular component: dynein complex. The transcript has 65 exons. Gene Ontology annotation, molecular function: ATP binding; minus-end-directed microtubule motor activity; dynein light intermediate chain binding. Gene Ontology annotation, biological process: microtubule-based movement. The record is from RefSeq and is a predicted model, not a curated record. NCBI's taxonomy places the organism in Eukaryota, Metazoa, Arthropoda, Insecta, Hymenoptera, Formicidae.